AUGGGGAAGCGGGACAAUAGAGUAGCCUAUAUGAACCCAAUAGCAAUGGCCAGAUCAAGGGGUCCAAUCCAGUCUUCAGGUCCAACGAUCCAAGAUUAUUUGAAUUGACCAAGGCCUACCUGGGAAGAACUGAAAGAACAACUAGAAAAGAAAAAGAAAGGCUCCAAGGCACUGGCUGAAUUUGAAGAAAAAAUGAAUGAGAACUGGAAGAAAGAACUAGAAAAACACAGGGAGAAAUUGUUAAGUGGAAGUGAGAGCUCAUCCAAAAAAAGACAGAGAAAGAAAAAAGAAAAGAAGAAAUCUGGUAGGUAUUCAUCUUCUUCUUCAUCAAGCUCUGAUUCUUCCAGCAGCUCUUCAGAUUCGGAAGAUGAGGAUAAGAGACAAGGAAAAAGGAAAAAGAAAAAGAAGAGUCGUUCUCAUAAAUCUUCUGAAAGUUCCAUGUCAGAAACUGAAUCAGACAAUAAGGAUAGUUUAAAAAAGAAAAAGAAGUCAAAAGAUGCAACUGAGAAAGAAAAGGACAUUAAAGGGCUCAGCAAAAAAAGAAAGAUGUAUCCAGAAGAUAAACCAUUAUCAUCUGAGUCAGAGUCAGAAUCAGAGUAUACUGAGGAGGUACGAGCAAAAAAGAAGAAAAGCAGUGAAGAACGAGAAAAAACAACAGAAAAAACAAAAAAGAAAAAGAAGCAUAAGAAACACAGUAAGAAGAAGAGAAAGAAGGCUGCUAGUUCAAGUCCUGACUCACCAUAACAUUCAGAAGAAUCAGGAUUUGCUUACAAAGA
Budorcas taxicolor (takin) is the source of this 776-nucleotide messenger RNA. Its product is annotated as protein FAM133B-like. The record is from RefSeq and is a predicted model, not a curated record. NCBI's taxonomy places the organism in Eukaryota, Metazoa, Chordata, Mammalia, Artiodactyla, Bovidae. The transcript is spliced from 2 exons.